This is a messenger RNA of Symbiodinium necroappetens, 1077 nucleotides long. NCBI's taxonomy places the organism in Eukaryota, Dinophyceae, Suessiales, Symbiodiniaceae. The record is from the annotation of a GenBank genome assembly.
CAAGCUUGCCCCCGCCAUCGACUACCAGAUCAAGGAGCAAGGCGGCGUGGGGUGGUUGCCGCUCGGCCACGGCGAGCGAGCUCAGCCGUAUCGGCACGACUGGGUCAUCGCGGCGCGCAAGCGGCCGUAUGUGCCCGUCAUCUACGGCGCCCAGGGCUGCCGCGCAGAGGAGGAGCAGGCCCAGAAAGUCAUGCUGCUCUUCUGUCCUUGGACCACCAAUGCCGCAGAUGCCACGGCCGACGUGCCCUUCGUCGCAGACCUGAUGGGCGGUUGCAGCACCUGGCGCGAUGCCCUGACGCUGUGGUUCUCCAAGCGAGGGUUUGCCACGGAGUCUCUGCGCCGCUACGUCCGGAACUUCUGCUUCGUCUACUGUCUACCGCGGGAGCUGCAGUCCAAUGGGGACCUCGCAGAAAACAGCGACAACGAAGGCAUCGAGGACCGGGAUGCUCCGGAAUGCUUCGACGCCAACGACCUGCAGGCAGCUCUGGUCACGCACGUGCGGGGCAGCGGGCGGGCAGAAGAGGAGGCCGACGGUGCUGGUGGGGCAGCAGAGCCAAGCUUGCAGCACACCAUGACCAAGGAAAUGUUCGACCUGUCUUCGUCCAUCUGGCUGGAAGGCCCCGGCCGCGGUGAGGCGAACGCGGAGGCCGUAGCAGAGCGCCGGAGGUUGGAGCACACAGAAGGCGUGCAGUGUCCCGAGCGCUUGCUCGCUGCGGCGCAAGCCUCGCGCAGCAAGGCGGCGUCUGCCGCCGCGUCUCAGGCCCGAGCCCGUCUGGGAGGCACAGAAAGACCGCCACAGGUCGAGGAGCGACGAGCAAUCACAGCAGAACAGCUCUUGACUUGGGUGCACAGCGAGAAGAUCAGCUCCUUCCUGAAUGCCAAGCAGCACGAGCUUCUGAGCUUGGCCGUGGAUCGCAUCCUCGUCGAGCACGGCCUGGUGCAAGUCGAAGACACCGCCUUGCAGCGGGGCGACCCCCUGGUUUGGCUCCUGCACGGCGGACCUGGCACCGGCAAGACAGAGGUCCUGAACCCCAUGAAAGACCUUUUCGACAUGCUCGGCUACAAGAAGGGAUUCGA